This is a messenger RNA of Stereum hirsutum FP-91666 SS1, 1695 nucleotides long. RefSeq lists its product as uncharacterized. The coding region runs from base 48 to 1250 and encodes 400 amino acids. Gene Ontology annotation, molecular function: transcription corepressor activity. The record is from RefSeq and is a predicted model, not a curated record. NCBI's taxonomy places the organism in Eukaryota, Fungi, Basidiomycota, Agaricomycetes, Russulales, Stereaceae. Gene Ontology annotation, biological process: negative regulation of DNA-templated transcription. The transcript is spliced from 3 exons.
UCCACAUCUGUCGCUCGUCAAUCCCCUUGCUUCGUGAUCAUCUCAACAUGCCUUCUCGAAAGACAUCGAGACACUAUUCCCCAACAUCGCCGCCUAGUCUCUCCAUGAGCGAGCUCAUCUGUAAAACGCUCGACCACGACGCCACCGACGUUCUCAUCGACAAAUGGCUCGAACAUCACAACGACGCGUACUGGGACUGGUUCCAGCGCGUCCGAGAACGGCGACACGCAGCUAAUGUAUCUGUCUCGCGGGCCAACGCCGAGGACGGUGGGAGCGAGUCGGUCCUAAUGGGCGCGGGCUCGCAGCUGUUGCUCUGGAAUAAAGGGGAUUUCGUGCCGGAGAAUGUGUUCAUUAAGACGGUGGAUACGGCGAGGUUGAUACCACUGGAUAGGACAUGGACGACCCAUGUCUAUCAUCAUCGGUCUAUGGAGGAUAGGAAGUUGUCAAUGAUGCCUGUCGUGUUUACUAUGCUACCAGAGUUGAUGUUGCUCCGUGGUAUGCAUGAUCACGGGUGUGAUGAUAUAUUCAUAAUCGUUACGGAUAUGAAGAGGAGCGAGAUGGACAUGGCAACGGAGUAUUUCAAGCUCGUGUGCGGUCACACAUUCGGUCCGACAUUAAAGCAGAGCGCAGAACGCGAAAUCCACUAUCAACACAUGAAACUGACACACGCACUGAACCGUCAACGACGAACACCCUGUUUCCCCCAAAUCGACCUCGCCUUCCGCGCCAUCCUACACGAACACCGACCUCCCUUCAUCAUCCUCUUCUCGCACCAGACCACCUCCUACUCGCAGAUCUUCUUCACCCACCCGCUCUUCGUCCCCGCCUCCUCAAUAUACUACGACUUCCCGUCCGGCUGCCCAAAUCCCUGUUGCACCGAAGAAUGCGAGAUGGUUCGAUUUCCCAGGAGUGGGCUCGAGGGUGCCGCAGUGUUACCUAUGAAACGGGGGAAGGGAUGUAGAUUUGGGAGGGUGAGAGCGAGAGAGCAUUGUAACUGGAUCGAUUGCGAUACGGUGUUUGAAGAGGAGGGAUUGGUCAUUGGGGGUAGUGCCGCGGAGGGUGGAAGCGAGAGCUCGCGGACGAGCGAGGAGGAUCCGACGAUAGGCGUGGUGGGGUAUGGGGUGAGAGCGAAGGGCGUGAAGGCGCAGGUGUGCAGUAAGUGUCGGGUCGUUAAGUAUUGUUCGGCAGAGCACCAACGGAAGGACUGGGAGGAGCAUAAACGAGUGUGUGCGAGGCCGGCGUCGGGCUGAUUUGUGGUCGUCGUGCCUGGUCUCUUUGGUCAUCUUGCAGCGGUAUAUCCAAGUGCUUCCUCCAGUUUCACUGUGCAUUUGCUAUUGUAACUGUGUCUGUUUUUUUUUCAUCACGGUGAACUGUGUCUCAUUUCGUUCUGCUAAUUAUUGCGAACUUUGCUCGUUCCAUGUUGAACUAAGGUUCCUACGCUUUUCUGUGAUCGUCCUCCCUAUAUAUCCGUUCUUCUCUCUUCCCCACUGUGUCAUCACCCUUCUUGCUAUGUGCUGUACUGUGUAGCACUAGUACUGUACGACUUGUUAUUCUUCAAGGUUCUCGUUCUCGUUCUACAUAGCGCCGUGGGGUCUGCCUGUAUUUAGUGGCAGCAAGACUGCGUGCGCCGAAGCUGUUCUCACCUUGUACCAUACGACCUGGGUGCAUGUCGGAUGCCCAAUACGAAUGUUUGAA